Molecule: messenger RNA, 1152 nt
Organism: Exserohilum turcica Et28A
Lineage: Eukaryota; Fungi; Ascomycota; Dothideomycetes; Pleosporales; Pleosporaceae
Exons: 2
Coding region: 1-1152 (383 amino acids)
Molecular function (GO): metallopeptidase activity
Source: RefSeq, a predicted model, not a curated record
AUGCUCGCUCUCUCCUCGCUCGCCAGCCUCCCGCCACUGCUCUUCAGCGCCCUCAUCGCACACGCACACGCUUCCCACGAUGGCGUCAUUGGCGACAACAAGAGGCCUUCGCGGCCCACGUACGCGACCGCCCUGACCGGCGGCGAGGGCUGCGACCUGACCGAGAUUGACGACGUACGCGACGGGUUCUCCGAGAUGACCUCGCUGUUUGCCGCCGCCACGCCCUUUGACCUGACGUCGCAGCCCGCGAGGGAGCUGUUCGGCCCAUCCAUCGCCGCAAACUACUCGGACAUGAUUGCCAAGAGCCUGCAGCGCGCAGCAAACUACGGCGUGGUCAACGGAGAAGCGGGGGCCGUGAAUGCAAACAUCCACAUACGCUGCGAUGACCCCAUGGACCUCUGCGACAAGGGCAACAGGCGCGAGGGCAAGCACGCCGCCUACAACAUUGGCAACGAGCCGCACAUCAACUUUUGCCCCGACUAUUUUGCCAUGGACUCGCUCCAAACGCGCGUCGACGUCAAGUCCAACGACCAAAUCCAAAAGGACCGCCUCAUGGAAUACUACAACCGCGCCUCGCUCUGGGCACGCAUGGUCAUGCACUUUUCCGACAUUGGCACCGCCAUUGUCCAGCGACCCAGGCCCGCGCCUCCAAACUCUACCUCAGAAUGGCUCAUCGACGCUUACGAAGGCCCAAUGAACACGUCUGUGCUUGCUGGCGUGCUCAACGAACAAGGCGAUGGCCCAAUCGACCGCCAAACCCUCAAGUACGCCUACGGCGCCACGCGUGCCAAACUGCUCGCCUCGCUGUCCACGCAAAUGCCUUACGACGCUGCCAACAAUGCAGAAAACUAUGCCCUGUACGCCCUGUCAAAAUACAUUAUCAAAACCAAGGGCUUCUACCCUGCCGUCCCAAUCAUGGACUUUCCCAACGAAGCAAGCGUGCUUACGAAUGAAAAUCUGCAGGACGGAGAACGAUGCAAGUACGCCUUCUUUGACAUGCUAGAUGUAGUUGCUAGACCGGCGGAUAUGGAAUCCAAGGGUGCGCCCCUCCCUUCUGCGGCAUCAUCUGUCCAUGCGCCCUUGUCAUCUGCGAUGAUGGGUGUUGCUGGCGUGGUCAUGAUGUACGCCUUCGUAGCCUCGUCGAUUGGAUGA